CUCGAGUUCAACCUAAAGAAUAAUCAAUCCAAAAUGGUCUUCAAAGCCGUACGCGUACUUAUCGUAUGCGCUCAGGCGCUUAUGCUGCAGUCCAUCUCCGGACAGUGCAUCGGCGCCGGCUGGGGUGCCGCGCCUUACGCCGGCAAUUGGGCAGGCGCUCCCUUUGGCGCUAACGGUCUCUGCGGCGCUGAGCUGAUCGCCACUCCCGCUUUCUCUGGCGGCGCUCUCCCAGUGGCCAGCGCCUCCGCUAUCCCACCGAACGGAGUUUCCGUGCUGUCUGAGAACGCUUAUUGCGGAGAGCUCGCCGUACGCGGUGCUCUGCCGUUCUUGGGAACUGUGGGCCUAGAGGGCGCCCUGCCAACUGCUGGUGCCGGUGCGGUCGCGUACGGUUGCGGCAACGGAGAGGUCGCUAUGUUGAGCGAGGAUAUCGGUGCUGCUGGUAUCGCCGGUGCCGCUAUCGGCCCAUUCGGUAACGGUUACGGUUACGGCUACAAUGGUCUGGCUGGAGCAGCCAUCGGCUCUUUCGGUAAUGGUUACGGCUAUGGCUACGACGGUCUGGCUGGAGCCGCCGUCGGCCGCACGGGUUGCGGGUGCGGACGUGCCGGCUUCUACUGAGAAGCUGCGAUGUUGUUUGUAUAAACUGAACAAUAAACUGCAUUGAAGAAAAUUGUA
This is a messenger RNA of Pararge aegeria (speckled wood butterfly), 672 nucleotides long. Its product is annotated as chorion class B protein M2807-like. Gene Ontology annotation, cellular component: egg chorion. The coding region runs from base 34 to 615 and encodes 193 amino acids. Lineage: Eukaryota; Metazoa; Arthropoda; Insecta; Lepidoptera; Nymphalidae. The transcript is spliced from 2 exons. Gene Ontology annotation, molecular function: structural constituent of egg chorion. The record is from RefSeq and is a predicted model, not a curated record. Gene Ontology annotation, biological process: chorion-containing eggshell formation; multicellular organism development.